AUGGCAAGUAGACUUACUGCUGGUUUCGUUGCAGGUGUUCUUGUUACCACCACAGCCUAUUCACUCCUUCAGGCUCGCAUUGCCAACGAUACAGAGCUACUUAGAUACAAACUAUCUAAUAGUAAAGAGCAAGUGGAGUCUGUUUUGCCUGCACAUUUGCAAUCACAGGAUGUGAUUCCUCAUAGCUCGCUAUCCUCGCAUUAUUCUUACCCAGGAUCAUUGUGGCCAGGAUCGUGGCACAAGUCGUCCGCUACUCCGUUGAAUUCAUUUACAUCUGCACUUCAGUUCAACACAUUCAAAGAAAAUUGGAAUGGCAUGAUCCGAUGUAUCAGCACCUACUUGAACGGAACCUCUGAUUGA
Messenger RNA from Batrachochytrium dendrobatidis JAM81, 360 nucleotides. RefSeq lists its product as uncharacterized. The transcript is spliced from 2 exons. Bases 1 to 360 code for a protein of 119 amino acids. NCBI's taxonomy places the organism in Eukaryota, Fungi, Chytridiomycota, Chytridiomycetes, Rhizophydiales. The record is from RefSeq and is a predicted model, not a curated record.